Messenger RNA from Penaeus vannamei (Pacific white shrimp), 775 nucleotides. The record is from RefSeq and is a predicted model, not a curated record. NCBI's taxonomy places the organism in Eukaryota, Metazoa, Arthropoda, Malacostraca, Decapoda, Penaeidae.
AGAGCGACAAGGCGGCUCACAGCCGACUCAGGCCUCAGUGUCCACAUAGCCGUGGGUGGGGAAGUAUGUGUGCACCUCGUCCGUCCGUCCCUGUGUUGUGUCCGCCCACUGCCACUGCUGCGCCUUUCCCCUCUCGCUCUCUCCCCUCACCACAACCCACGCCCGCAGUCACGCUGUUCCCACGCGGUCUUGUCAUCCCCCCUUCCCCAUUUUUGGCUCCGGCUGUAGUCCCCCAACCAAAACAAACAAACAAACACAAGAAUGUGACAGAAGAAUGGGAUAAUAUUUGUAGUAACUCUAUAAAACAGUUGAGAAUAAUAAUUUUAAUCAUAGAAAAUAAAUAAAUUUACGCAUUUGCAAGUAUAUUUGAGUAAAAGAAGACAAACAACUUUUCGUUAGUGAGGUAAUUGAUGUUCAUUGCCUAAAAAAAAAAAAAAAAAAAAAAAAAAACUAAUUAAAUGCAAAGGACCACAUUUUAACGAACGGUUCUAGAGAAACAAAAAAGAAACAACGAAAUAAAGUACUUUCCAAAGACAAAAAAAAAAAAAAAAAAAAAAAAAAAACUCUGAAACGGGUAAAAAAAAAAAGUAUAUAUACAUGUAUAUAUGCGACCAGUGUUAGGAAGACAACACAGUGCGUCGGAAUCCUUUGGCUCCUCACGUGUACUGAGUCAAGUUCACGACCAAAUCUACGACCUUUUCUACGUCUACGUCUACGACCACCAUGCUCUCCGCUACACGCACACUCCUGACGGUGGCGCUGCUGUCUUUUACAG